AAACGAGUUGGGCUUCCGAAAUUUAAAAAAAAAAAAUCACUUAUCAUUCAAAAUAAGCAACGUCAAACGGACACCAAAUUUUGCUAGAAAGUUAAUCCAUUGUGAGGUACACAUUCUUUGCAAUCCUUUUUACUUCUUUGAGUUUCAACUGUCAAAUGUAAUUAUUAAACUUACCACCAAUAAAAGAAAAAUAACUCAUUCAAUGAAAAAGUUAUUACACGUGAUAUAAUGUAAUUAAUUGAAAAUAGCAAAAUAAUGAAGUGCUAUCCUCUUCUUCACCCAAAGAGCCGAUGCUAGUUGCAAUUAAGGCCCAACUAACAAGGUUCAACAUUUUCCGAUUUAUUAUUUAGAAAAAAAAAAAAAAAAAAAAGGUUUAACAUUUAAACGAAGGCAAAACAUUGCCCAAAGUUAGGUGUAUUUUGAGAGAAGCUAAGGGAGAGAGAAUACCAAAAAAAGAGGAAGGAAUCAAGAAAUGGAUGGUGAAAUCAACAACUUCAUCAAGGUAUGGAUCCUAACCAACACCUCUCUAUGUUAUUGUUACUACAUAGCAGCUAAAAUCCCAAAGGGCAUCAUCAGGCUCAUCUCUCUCCUCCCCAUCUUCUACAUCUUCAUCAUCCUCCCCUUGAAUCUCCACUCAUUCCAUCUCUGUGGGCCCACAACUUUCUUUCUGGUUUGGCUUGGCAUCUUUAAGCUCCUCCUCUUCUCCUUUAACCUUGGCCCUUUAUCCCCAACCCCACCAACACUAGUUCAAUUCAUCUCCAUAGCUUGCCUUCCCAUUAAAAUCAAACAAAACCCACCUCAAAAAUCACCCCAAAACACAGAUCAAAACCCUCCAACCCCUCAAAAUAACAAAAACCCAUCUCACCAAACCACCCCAAAACCCAAGAAAUCUGUGAACCCAAUUGAUCAAACCCUCACAAAUGUGCCCAAUAAGUCAAUUUUGCUGGCCAUAAAAGCCUUGCUUUUGGCUUUGGUCAUUAGGACAUAUGAAUAUAGACCACAUUUACACCCGUACAUAAUCUUGGCUCUGUACUGCUGCCACAUGUACCUUGGCAUAGAACUUGUGCUGGCCUUGAGCGCCGUCCCAGCUCGAGCCAUACUUGGAUUUGAGCUCGAGCCGCAGUUCACCGAGCCCUACCUUUCCACUUCGCUUCAAGACUUUUGGGGCCGCAGGUGGAACCUCAUGGUCACCAACAUCCUACGCCCCGUCGCCUACGACCCCGUACGCCGUAUAUCUAUGCGUAUACUUGGGCCUCGGUGGUCCCGGUUCUUGGCUGUGAUGUCCACUUUUGCGGUCUCAGGUUUAAUGCACGAGGCGAUAUACUAUUAUCUCACACGUGUGUCUCCCACGUGGGAAGUGACGUGGUUCUUCGUCCUACAUGGCGUUUGCGUGGCGGUUGAGGUAGAGAUGAAGAAGGCGGCGACUGACAGGUGGCGGUUGCACCCGAUGGUUUCGAGGCCGUUGACAAUAGUGUUUUUGGGUGUGACAGGCAAUUGGCUGUUCUUUCCUCAGUUGCUGAGAAAUGGUGUGGAUUUGAAGGCUAUAGAUGAGUAUGGGAUUAUGAUAGAUUUUGUCAAGGCUCAUCUGCCCUUGCACAUUAUUGGUGCAAAAGAUAGUUGAUUGAUACACACUUCAUGUGUAGGUGCUCAUUUUUAUGCCAAAAGGAUCCAUUGCUCAA
Messenger RNA from Prunus persica (peach), 1679 nucleotides. Its product is annotated as long-chain-alcohol O-fatty-acyltransferase. The transcript has a single exon. Lineage: Eukaryota; Viridiplantae; Streptophyta; Magnoliopsida; Rosales; Rosaceae. Bases 473 to 1621 code for a protein of 382 amino acids. Gene Ontology annotation, biological process: lipid metabolic process. The record is from RefSeq and is a predicted model, not a curated record.